This is a messenger RNA of Thunnus maccoyii (southern bluefin tuna), 2568 nucleotides long. It is a transcript of the gene smyd4, whose product is annotated as SET and MYND domain containing 4. Gene Ontology annotation, molecular function: protein binding. Bases 84 to 2483 code for a protein of 799 amino acids. Lineage: Eukaryota; Metazoa; Chordata; Actinopteri; Scombriformes; Scombridae. The transcript is spliced from 10 exons. The record is from RefSeq and is a predicted model, not a curated record.
GACACCGGUGAUCUGAAACUCAAAACAAACCCAGAAGUACCCUCAAGGUGCUCACUGCCCAUGAGGUUUUGUUGUGCUUCAGAAUGGAUCUUCCGUGCGUCCAGUGGCAGGAUCACGUCGCACAGAAAUGGACCAGGCUCGAUCCCGAGUUAAAGGAUCGUUUUAUAUCCCUGCAGCAAAUAGAUGAUGUUUUUAAAUGCGCCCUAACUCUGACAACCCAAGAUGAUCUGGACUUUGUGCAGUGCAUGUCUGCAGGAUACUCUUUACAGAAGGACCCAGAGCAAGCAACCAAAAGCAGGGAGAGGGGUAAUGCUAGCUUCAAGACCAGAGACUACACCGCAGCUGCUCUGCACUACUCACAGGGCAUAUGUUUUGCUCCCCAAACUUCGGAGCAGCUGUCUAUGUGCUAUGCCAACCGCUCUGCUGCGCUCUACCAUCUGCAGCACUACCAGGAAUCUCUUGCUGACAUUGAUAAAGCCCUGGAGAACAGCUACCCCUCCCAUCUUGUACACAAACUAGAGAGCCGCCGCACACAGUGCCUCAAACACCUCUCUGUGGGUCAAAAGGCAAAACUGGAUCAUCACAGUCCUGCCUCAAAGAACCAUCAAAGUCCAGACGCAACAAAUGGACCAUCUGUUGGACCCCUCACAUUUGGGAUUUGUCCUCAAGUCGCUGUCGGCUUCAGCCUGGAGAAAGGUCGACACCUGGUGGCUGCAGAGAGAAUAGCAGCUGGAGAGGUGAUCCUUAAUGACAGGCCGUACAGUUAUGUCCUCAUACCAGGGAGGAAGGAGGUGAAAGUGAAGGGAGGAAGGCAGGAAACGGAGAAGGGAGUGCUGUUUGGAACAGAGCAAAGGCGCUGUCACAGGUGUUUGACUGAAACACUGUGUCCUGUGCCGUGUGAGGGGUGUAGUUACAGCCAAUACUGUUCAACUGGCUGUCAGCGAGAUGCCUGGGAGGAACAUCACUGCUGGGAGUGUCCACUCGGAGCAGAUCUGAUGGCGAUGGGUGUGAUGUCACAACUCGCUCUGAGGGUCACACUAAAGGCCGGGUUAAAAAACAUCCGAAUGGCCAAUGAGGCUAAGGAGGAGAACAUAAAGUCCGAGUUAAGCUGUUUAAACAGUGACUGCAGUGAGUCCAGUAAUUCCAAUCAGCAUCAUACAUAUCAACCCAAUCCUACAUUAUACCGUGGUGACUCUUACCUGAGCGUGUUUCACUUGCUGCACCACCUCAAUCGCCAUAGCCCUGGUAUGCGUUUCCUGUGUGCCGUUACCGCCGCAACCCUGUACCUGAGGCUCAGCAAGGCUGGACCUCCUCCUGCAUCUUGGAACCCCAGUGGAUAUUCAAGGGCAACUGGCCAAUCACCUGAUGGAGCAGAAGAGGAGGGCGGUAGCAGUGAUUGGAGCCCGGAGCUGUGGUUGCUGGGAAGUGCAGUUCUGAGGCACAUCCUGCAGCUGAGGUGUAACGCCCAGGCUAUCCUCAUGCUGCAAGAUACAGGAGUAGCAAACUCGCCAGUGCAGUCCAGCCAGGAAAUACGCAUUGCUACAGCAAUAUUCCCAACUCUUAGUCUUCUGAAUCACUCCUGCUGUCCCAACACCAGCCUGGUGUUCAGCACUGGAGCUAGUGCUGAUCCCUCUGGUUCAGAUCUGCCUGCAGACUUCUGUGGAAAUGUAGCUGAGUACAGUGGCUCGGCCCGUGGGGUCACUGUAACUGUCAGAGCAGCCAAAGCUAUCGCUGCUGAACAAGAGAUCCUGCACUGCUAUGGUCCUCACAGCAGUAGGAUGGCGACCCAACAACGCAAGCGUCUCCUGCAGGAACAGUACUACUUCCUGUGUCAGUGUGAGGCCUGUACCCAGCAGCAGGAGGAGGAGGAGGAGGAAGAGGAGGGCGGGUCAGAGGACAGACAGCAGCGGUCAGGUGUUAGUCAACACAAGUCUGGACUCCUGUGUGUCAAGUGCAAAGCAUCUCUCAAAAAAUGCAGUAAGGACAGAGGAACAGGAUUUAUAUGUCAACAGUCAUGUUGUGGUCAUCAUAUUACUUCCUCUGAAGUGAGCCACAGACUGCAGGAGAUCAGGCUGGACCUUGAGGAGGCUGUGGACCUCAUGGAGAGAGAGAGACCAGAUGAAGCUCUGAGAUUGUUGAAAAGUACUCAGCGUCAGUCUGGACUGAUCCUUGCAGAGACACACCCACUACAAGGGGAGCUGGCAGAUGCUAUGGCCAGAGCGUACGCUACAAUGGGUGACUGGAAUAAUGCAGCUAUUCAUCUGAAGCAUAGUGCUGUAGCUACUGGCUCUCAGUAUGGAGAAGACAGUAUUGAAAUGGGUCGACAGCUCUUCAAAUUAGCGCAGCUACACUUCAACGGUGGUGCCAGAGGCCCGGCCCUCUCUGUCAUCCCCAAGGUCAGACGUCUCCUCUGCCUUCACUGUGGCCCUCACUGUCAUGAAUUACAGGAGCUGCAAGUCAUGGAGGACUGUCUACGACAGUAGUCCUACACAUAUACCAGAAUGUAAUUCUUUAACAUAUGUAUAUAGUUUUGUACUCAGUGAAACUGAAUAAAAUCGAUAAAAUGUU